GGUGCCUCGUGAUUGGCUGGAAACCCUGGGAUCGACGCUCAGGUCUUCCUCAGCAGGCGGCGGGCGAGGCUUGCUCUUCCUCCGCGAGCCGCUCGUCAUCCUGGUUGAGAGGCGAUGGCGCUGCGCCUUCUUUCCACUGCGGGCGCCUCUCUUCUGAGCAACGGCAGGAAGUGAUGGGUCGCCUGGCCGCGGCUUUGCUGCUUUAGCUCCGGCCGGCUUGUCAACGACGCUCCUCCUCCGGGGCAAGCCUCCGCCCCAUUCUGGACCUGGGACGGAGCUUUGCUGGUUGCAGGAUGGUCGGUCGAGAGCGUCGGGCAUGAGCCAGCGCGGGCGAAAGCGGGACAGGCCGCCUCCUCUUCCUCCUCCUCCUCUGUCGGACUGUGAGCGAAGAUAACAAGGGAGCUGCGGAGGGCGAGCGUGGCUCACGGGCGGAAGAAACGAGGGGAAGGGCCAGUGCUUCAAGAGAAGGAGAGAAAAGAAAUUUGUUUGUAGAUGCCCAAUCCAUAACAGACAGUAAUUCAAGAAGCACUUUGUGAUCAUCAAGGAGUUUUUCUAGAAGAAGCACUGCCCUAAUUUUUAAAGAACGGUGGCAGAAUGUCAGCAUUGGUGACAUCAGUACCAUUAUCUGCGGAUGAUAAUGCCACUUCUUUGUCUGCUCCCACGGCAGUGACAACAGUGGACAUUCUGACAACACCUUUGUUUUUAAAUGCUACCAACACUUCUGUGCCACACAAAUGCUUGGUGCUGUUGUAUGAGGACAUUGGCACAUCCAGAGUUCGUUACUGGGACCUUCUGCUAUUGGUUCCCAAUGUACUUUUCUUUGCAUUUCUCCUCUGGAAGCUGCCUUCUGCCAGGGCCAAAAUCCAUGCCACUUCCAGUCCCAUUUUUACCACAUUCUACAUACUGGUGUUCGUAGUUGCUGUGGUUGGGAUUGCUCGAGCUGUUGUUUCCAUGACAGUCAGUGCUUCUACUGCUGCUACAGUCACUGACAAGAUCCUGUGGGAAAUCACAAGAUUUUUCCUUCUGGCCAUUGAGCUGAGCAUGGUGAUUUUGGGCCUUGCAUUUGGCCACCUGGAGAGCAAAUCCAGUGUCAAGCGUGUCCUGGGUAUCACCACUGUUCUGUCGUUGGCCUACUCGGUGACACAGGGAACUCUGGAAAUCCGUUAUCCCGAUGCCCAACUCUCAGCAGAAGAUUUUAAUAUUUAUAGCCAUGGAGGAAGGCAUUUCUGGCUUGCCAGCUCUAGUUUCUUCUUUCUGGUUUAUUCAUUUGUGGUGAUGCUUCCCAAAACUCCCUUGAAGGAUCGGAUUUCUCUGCCAUCAAGGAAGAGUUUCUAUAUCUAUGCAGGAAUUCUUGCUGUGCUCAAUUUAGUGCAAGGUAUUGGCAGUGCUCUGCUCUGUGCAGGCAUCAUCGAAGGCUUGUGCUGCGUGGAUGCCACCACCUUCCUCUAUUUCAGCUUUUUUGCUCCACUAAUCUAUGUGGCAUUUCUGAAAAGCUUCUUUGGGUCUGAACCAAAGAUCCUCUUCUCCUAUAAGUGCCAGGUGGAUGAACCUGAGGAUGUUGAUGUGCAUCUUCCCCAUGCCUAUGGGGUAACCAAAAAAGAAGGGCCGGAUUCUGGCUUCUACUCCAGCACUCAGAUUGACACCACAGCAUACCUAGACGAUGUUGCUUCCAUGCCGUACCACGUGGGCAGCAUCAAUAGCAUUGACAGUGAUCGAUGGAAAGCCAUUAACUCCUAAAGGCAGAUGUGGUUGAAAGAAUAACUUUCUCUUGCACCCAUUGUUCCCUUCAGAUAAUCAUUUGGAACUCUUAACGUGUUUGUCUUCUCUUUCCUUGGAGGUGUUUUUUUAAAAAAGAUAUUUAAAUUCUGUAUGGAACAUAAAAUUGUAGUCUUCCUGGAAGGACAAUACUCAUCUUUGUGAGACAACAUACAGAUCAGCUUCAUUUCAGACAUGCAUAAAUGGUGACUUUUUCAUAUUCUUGGCAUUCCAAAUCUAGAUGAUUAGGCCUUUGUCACCUUUUGUUCUUGAUAAAAUGCACAUUCUACUAGGAAUAUUGACUGUUCCUUUGGAUAUACACCUGCACACAAUCAAUCUGAAAUUAAGGUUGGAAUGCCUUGUUUGCAUUUUAUUUUUUUAUGUUUGAUUUAGUUAUUAUUUAUGUUCCCGACAAUUUCAAAUUCCCAGCAGUAACCUUCAGUUUUGAAUUAGAGGAUAAUAGCAUAGUUCCUACAUUUUAGCCACUGAAGUAUGGUAGAAAUGGAGGUGAGAGAACUCUAGAAGCAUUUGAGCAUCUUAUAAUCUUCCCAGGGAAAUUGGGAGUAUAUUGUAUUUUAAAAAGAAUUUACAUAUAGAAGGAGAGAGAAGGAAAGUAGUCAGCAAGGAAAGGUCUCUGGAACACAUUGCUGUGCUACUAAACUACUGUGAUUUAUUGACAUGCAGGCAUGUUUCGUACACUGUAUAAUUUUCAAAAUGAGAAUGUAAUCAAGUCAGUGUUAUGGAAUGAUGUACUGUGAGACCAACCGCACUUCUGUGCAAAUGGGAUUGGGUAGGGAGAAGAUGGGUUUUUUUAGGAGCCUGUUUUAGAUAGUUUGCUAUUGAUGCUUGGGAUGGCAUCUAAAUAGAAUACAAACCCAAAGGUCUAGAUUAAAGACAGGCUAUUUAUAAUACUGGUUGUGUUCUGGGCCUCCAGGUUAAGACCCUAUUAUAAGAAUAGUGUUGGGCCUGUUUUUUUUUGUAACCUUUGGUAACACUUGGCUGAUUAUUGCAUUAGUGAUAUUGGUAAUGCCUGAAUUCAGAAGACUUCUGAGGGCUUUUCUGCGAGAUUAGUAAAGCAAAAGAAUGUUAAUUUCUUUAAUUAUUAUCAAGAUGUUUCUGGAAAGAGAAUAAUCUAAUAUAGGAUUGGCUUAACUCUGGCAGCAAGGAGAAAAAAAAUAGCAUAUCUAAAACGUUCUAAAAAGCUUGCAUUUUGUGCCCAUGCAUUAUGCCUGGCUUUUGUUGUUGUUAAUGUUCUUGGAACAUUAUGCAUAAUUAUGGGCACCCUUAAUAGUGUGUGAACUGUGGGUAACAUUGUUUGAAUAGAGAUUGGCCAGGGAGCAAAUAUAGCCACAGCUAAUUGGAUUUAAAAUUCCAUAAAGUAAGAAUGACAAACCAGAAUGUUUUUUUCCUGUUGUUACGAUGGCAUUAAUUCAGGAUCAUUUAUGUUACAAGUGGAUGAAUAAGGUUAGGAUUCCAGAAAUUCACAGCAAUUUUCUUUGAAAUCACAGCAUUUGCUUUAGGGAAACUUCUUUAAAACUGAGGCACAAAAAGAAAAAAAUAGUAUUUUGUCUCCUGAAUGCAGACAUGUUCUUCCCUUUGUCCUGAAAAUUCUGCCAUUUGUGAUUUCUGCUUGCCAAGACAACAGCAAUGUACAUGAUAAGACCUUGAUUUUAAGAGUUUCAAAAUUACCUAAAUUCAGAAAAAAGAAGACUCAUGCUUGAAACUGCUAUUUGGAAGUGUUGUUAAUGCAGAUUAGCAUUAAUCUGAUAUGACAGAGAACAAAAAAUUGUCUUUAAUUUUGCUGUUGGCCAGAGUAGCUAUUUCUGAACAUCACAAUUUGGUACUGUAAUUUGACUUGUUAGUGUUAGCAGCAUUAUUGUCUUGUGGUAAGAAAUCUUACAUAAUUUGUAAUUGACAUCUCAUUAAUCUUUAUGGUGUUAAUUGGAGUUACUGGUGGAAACCUCUGUUGGAAAAGGGAAUUUAUUGCAGCAUUAUGUGAGCUUGAUCAUACAAAGUUGUGUAUUCCCAGACAACUAGUCAAUUUUUAUUAAUUUCUCAAUUCCCCUACUUCUAUAGGAUAUCCCAAUCUCUUUUUCCUUCCCAGCCAGAAUGCCCCAAUAUCCUUACAUGGGCUAUUCUCACUAGAGUGUAUUGGUGUUAUAGACCCACAGACCUUGGAGAAAGCUUCCGGCACCUUAAUAUAGGUGCAUGUGAGAAAUGAAAGAAUUCUUAAUAUGAAGAUGGAUAUCUUGGGUAAUGUGAAUCAGGGUGAGAUGACAUUUCAGCUACCUUUACUAACCAUGUUCUGCAUCAGAUAUCAGCCAUUCGCUCAGUUAUGAUCACUUUUCCACUGUAGAAUCCUUUUGCUCAUCACCAUGAUAAUUUGAUUGUUAAAUGGCUUUUUAUAUAUCUACCUUUGUUUUCUGCUGCUGAGGAGGAACUGCACUAAGUGAAAGAAAUGUCUUCUUCCAAGCAUACUGAUUUUAAAGUGUAUAUAGUUAAAUGCCUUCCAUGUUCAGAGCAAAAUAUCAUUCAUAAACAGACAAUGUUUGUGGAGAUGAAUGUAUUGCAUGUCUCAUGAAAUGUUGGAACAAACUUUAAAAAUAAAGCUAUGUAUAUUUUUGUCUGUAAAAUAAAUGACCCUUGACAUAAACGAAGACCUCUCCCCCACCACAGAUGAUCUGCCUGCAUGUCCCCAUAUUUUUCUGCUAACCUUUUUUCAAACUAAGGUAGCCUGCUCUACUGUAAUGACAUGCUUUUAUUUUAAGGAAAAUAAGUCAUUGUUAAUUUUACUUUUCCUCAAAUCUGGCUAAGUUUUAGAGUGGAGUUUUCAGAUUGUGAUCACACUUUCAGAUAGGCCUCAGUGUCACAUCAGCCUGGAACUAGCUGGGUUUGAUAUCAUUUUAAAUUUUAUUAAACAAAUGUCCUUGAAGAAGAACAA
Molecule: messenger RNA, 4696 nt
Organism: Crotalus tigris (Tiger rattlesnake)
Lineage: Eukaryota; Metazoa; Chordata; Lepidosauria; Squamata; Viperidae
Gene: TPRA1
Product: transmembrane protein adipocyte associated 1
Exons: 12
Coding region: 595-1737 (380 amino acids)
Biological process (GO): G protein-coupled receptor signaling pathway
Cellular component (GO): plasma membrane
Molecular function (GO): G protein-coupled receptor activity
Source: RefSeq, a predicted model, not a curated record